Molecule: messenger RNA, 1038 nt
Organism: Dinoponera quadriceps
Lineage: Eukaryota; Metazoa; Arthropoda; Insecta; Hymenoptera; Formicidae
Product: odorant receptor 49b-like
Exons: 6
Coding region: 1-1038 (345 amino acids)
Biological process (GO): detection of chemical stimulus involved in sensory perception of smell; sensory perception of smell
Cellular component (GO): plasma membrane
Molecular function (GO): olfactory receptor activity; odorant binding
Source: RefSeq, a predicted model, not a curated record
AUGACAGAUUUCAAAUGGGCAAUUAGUCUACAUCGGUUCAUGUUGAAAAGUAUCGGUUUGUGGCCACCAGACAGUCGUAACGUGCAUGAAAUUGUACGAUCAAAAUUUCGACUGUUAUGCAACGUUAUCACAUUACUCUUCAUAACAACGAUACCGACUUUAGUAUCGUUGCUACGGAUAUGGGGCGAUAUGACACUAAAGGUAGAAAAUUUGGAAUGCAGUCUGCCUAUGUUAAUGGCGUUGUUUAAAAUCAGUAUCAUAUGGUAUAAUCAAAAAGUAUCUAUCACCUUAGUCCUCCCAUGUUUCGGACUAAUGGUCAGGCACGUGACAAACCUGACUGAUUGUGGAAGACCCUUGCUAAUACAAUCGUACUACUUGCAUGAUGUGUCCAAAAGUCCGCAAUUCGAAUUAACAUAUUUAGCACAAGGAAUAGUCUUGUUCACAGGGUGUCUCUCUUAUUCUGCGGUGGACCACUUCCUCGGACUGUUGAUUUUCCAUGUAUGUGGCCAAUUAGAGAAUCUACAUUUGCGGUUGAGACAUAUGGAAAAAUACCCGAACUUUAAUGCAGUAUUGAAGUACAAUGUGCAGGAUCACAUACGGUUAAUCAGAUCCGUCGAAAUUAUCGACAAUACUUUUGAUUUAAUGCUGCUUGGUUUGAUGAUUUGUUUUUGCAUAGAAUUCUGCCUACAAGGAUUUCUCAUAGUAAAUAUUGUUAAAAAAGAAGGCCAAUUGCCAUUUAUGCAGUUGGGUUGGAUCGUUGCAAUGAUUUUAUAUAUAUUGUUGCACAUGGGUCUUUAUUGUGGCGUUGGUGAAGUUCUCGUGACACAAUCUGAAAAAAUACACCGAGCUGCUUAUGAAUAUUCGUGGCACACAAUAGAACCGAAGGCAGCAAAGAACUUAUUACUAAUCAUGCUUCGCUCGAAUAAACCAUUAUAUAUUACAGCUGGAAAAACAUUUCCCAUGACAAUGGCGACGUUAUGCAACUUGUUGAAAACAUCAGCAGGUUACGUAUCUGUGUUACUCGCCAAUCAAAAUUGA